Molecule: messenger RNA, 3362 nt
Organism: Epinephelus moara (kelp grouper)
Lineage: Eukaryota; Metazoa; Chordata; Actinopteri; Perciformes; Serranidae
Gene: slc35c1
Product: solute carrier family 35 member C1
Exons: 2
Coding region: 127-1227 (366 amino acids)
Biological process (GO): protein O-linked glycosylation via fucose; GDP-fucose import into Golgi lumen
Cellular component (GO): Golgi apparatus
Molecular function (GO): antiporter activity
Source: RefSeq, a predicted model, not a curated record
GUUGCCUUUACCGGAAGUCAGUCGUCAUGUUUGUAUCGUGUAGUUAGCCCUGCUGGUGUGUAGCUCCAUAUUAGCCCGUGUAAAUGCUGCAGUUCUCACCCAGGCUGUCCUCCUCUCUCUGGCACCAUGAACAGGACUCAGCUGAAGCGGUCCAGUAUCUUAAGGAUGGCGCUGUCCGGCUCGGACACGAUGGACCAGGACGGACCUGGAGAGACGUUCAUACUGCGGGCUGUGAAGAUAGCAGCAGUGGUCGCUCUGUACUGGUUCGUGUCCAUAACUAUGGUGUUCCUUAAUAACUACCUGCUGGACAACCGAGAGCUGGACGCGCCGCUGUUCGUCACCUUCUACCAGUGUGUGGUGACGGUGGGGCUGUGCUGGCUCAUGCAGCUGCUGGCCUCACUGUGCCCCGGAGUCAUCGACUUCCCCUCGGUCAAAUUCGACCUGAAGACGUCCCGGGAGGUCCUUCCUCUGUCCGUUGUCUUCAUCAGCAUGAUCACCUUCAACAACCUGUGCCUGAAACAUGUCGGGGUGGCUUUCUACACGGUGGGCCGCUCCCUCAGCACAGUUUUUAAUGUGCUGCUGUCCUAUGUCAUCCUGAAACAGACCACAUCACUCCAAGCCAUACUGUGCUGUGGGAUCAUACUGGGUGGAUUCUGGCUUGGUGUGGACCAGGAAGGCAUCGCAGGCUCCCUCUCCUGGACAGGCGUCUUUUUUGGGGUGAUAGCCAGCGCUUGUGUCUCUCUGAACGCCAUCUACACCAAGAAGGUGAUGCCAGCAGUGGACGGAAACAUUUGGAAACUGUCCUACUACAACAACAUUAACGCCUCCAUCCUCUUCCUCCCGCUCAUCCUUGUGUUUGGAGAGUGUGGCCGUGUCGUCAGCUUCAGCCGCCUCACUGACCUUGGCUUCUGGGGCAUGAUGACACUCGGAGGAGUGUUUGGUUUCGCCAUUGGCUAUGUCACAGGCCUCCAGAUCAAGUUUACAAGUCCACUCACGCACAAUGUCUCAGGGACCGCAAAGGCCUGCGCUCAGACUGUUAUUGCAGUGGUGUACAACAGCUCCAGUAAAAGCCUGCUGUGGUGGACCAGUAACAUGAUGGUUCUCGGUGGCUCGUCAGCCUACACAUGGGUCAAAAGUGUAGAAAUGAAGAAGGCUCCUCGCAGAGACCUUGAGGACUCAGCCAGGGAAAAACUGCUGAUGGGGGAGAAAGGCAACACGGGAGUGUAAACUAGGCUGAGAAAGCUUCAGCUUUUACCUAUGUGGUGUGAGAAUGUGAAAUAAUGUAACAUUUAAGGCCUUUGCACAUCAAGUCUGUACUUUUUAAAUGCAUUUUUUUAAAACCUAUAAUCAGUCAAUCAUUCAUUUAUCGUAAUCGCUUAUCGUGUUAAGGGUCGCAGGGGGGCUGGAGCCUAUCCCAGCUGACAUUGGGUGAGAGGCAGGGUUCACCCUGGUCAGGUCACCAGACUAUCACAGGGCUGACACAUAGAGACAGACAACCAUUCACACUCACAUUCACACCUACAGACAAUUUAGAGUCACCAAUUAACCUGCAUGUCUUUGGACUGUAGGAGGAAGCUGGAGCACCUGGAGGAAACCCACGCUGACACAGGGAGUUCAUACAGACUGCACUGAAGGGCACUCCCAUCCUGGGGUUCGAACCCUCCACCUCGGUUGCGAAAAUUUGCAAUAUGAGACAACACUUGAAGGACCUGAGCUGUCCUCCCGCUGUGUCUCCACACUGCUACUUCGUCGUUUUCUGUGUGCGCUCCUCAUCUUCUAUUACAUCCUCUUCUUUGUCGUCAUCAUCAUCCACCUAUAUAUUACAUUGUGUUGAAAUGUCAUAACUCUGAAGCUUUCGACAGAUGCAAACAAACGCAAAAAAAAAGGAACCUACUCUGAAACCUUAAAUAACGAAUGAAAGUUUCAGUGUCAGCGUUUAAACUUCAUUGACACAAUGUGAGGUCAUAUUUAUCUUUACUCGCUGUUUCCACAUAGCUCUGUGCACAAACACAAGUUAACCAGGAGUCUGUUAAUUCCUUCGUGAACCUCCGACAUCUCCGACGUGUUUCAGAAACUUUUCCUGUUUUAUUUAUGCUGAAAAAUGUAACUUUUGCGGCAAAUUUCAAACAGACUGUCUGCAUUGUGCCGCAGCAGGUCAGCAUAAAGAACAAAUUAGCAAAUGUACUGACUGUAAUACAGCCCAAUUAAUGCACAAAACAGACUUGGUGUGCAAAGGUCUUUAGAACAUGAUCAAUCAGUGAUUGAAGUUAUACACACGUUGAAUCAGUGAUUUUUUAUUUUUUGUUGAAUUUAAUAAUCUUGUGGUUUUAUACAGUUUGACUUGAGGCCUGAAGGAAUUUGUAUAUAUUUUAUUUAAAACCGCUCGCGUGCAUUUGGGACCUUUUUCCACUUAUUAUGAAAUGGAAAUCAUGUUUUUAUUCACGGGUGGGGGGGUAUUUUUACUCAGACUGAGAGGACUGGUGUCAUAGUGAAAUAGAGACUUUUUUAUUCCCAUUGUUUUAAUCAUAAUCUGAAGAAUAUUUAUUAGCGGGUAUGUGAAACAUGCGAGUGCAUGUCACUAUUGAGGUUUGUAGGGAAGCCUCUGGUUAUGAUCAUGUCGGCUUCCUCAAGUAUGAACAAAAGCAAGACAGAAGGAUUUGUCACAUCCUGCAGUUAGGUAACGUACAGGUAACCUAAGCUAGGUAAUCAGAAACCUUGUGUCAGUGCGACUGAUAUAAUGGGCCUUUUAUCUCCAAAGAAAACACUCCGUCGGCAACUGCUGCAGUCAUACACUUGCACAUUGUUUGCUAGGGCACAGGAUGUUUCAUAACUGGACACAUUUUAAAUAGUAAACCCAGCCGAUGGCAUAAGGUCGUUGAAAUGUAUGUUAUCAUUUCAAAACAAAUGCAGACAGACUGAAAGAGAGCCCUGUUAGCAAACCUACUCACAGGUCUCUCACCUCUCGUGUGUCGUUCGUACACUUACCUGUGACAUUAUCUUAAAUGUCACAGCGGUGAACAACUGCACCGCAGCUGAGGCUUUGUUUGCGCUUGUUAUUCACUCUUUACUUAAAGUGUGACACACCAGGUUCCUCUCUACAUAGCCUGAAAAUGCUUUCAAAAUCAGCUUUUUAAAAUGUCUUUAAAUGACUGUAACACAAUAGAAACAAAGCCAGGGAGCUUAUUUCAAAGAAAACAUUAAAGAUGGUGUACAAUUCAACUGUUUUCAAUGUUUUUAUUAAAAGGGAACUUUGUGGCUUUACUGUUAAACGAUGACAUUAAAUUUAUUCAUGUUUUGUAUUUAUAAAGGAUGAUCGUUUGGCAUUCUUGUCAAAUAAAAUAUAUAUAGUUUAUUUAAACAUU